UCUGUGUGCUGAGGGCACUGUAUCUCCUGCAUCUGCACAGCCAGGACCACAGGGAGGAGGCGCCAUGACCCCCACCCUCACGGCCCUGCUCUGUCUCGGGCUGAGUGUGGGCGUGAGGACCCAGGUGCAGGCAGGGACCCUCCCCAAACCCACCAUCUGGGCUGAGCCAGGCUCUGUGAUCCCCUGGAAUGUCCCUGUGACCAUCUGGUGUCAGGGGACCCUGGGCGCCCAGGACUUCCGUCUGGAUAAAGAGGGAAGCCAAAGCCCCUGGGACACACAGCCUCCACUGGAGUCCGGGGACAAGGCCACGUUCUCCAUCUCAUACAUGACAGAGCACAACACAGGGAGAUACCGCUGUUACUAUCUCAGCCCCACUGGCUGGUCACAGCGCAGUGACCCCCUGGAGCUGGUGGUGGUAACAACCUACAGCAAACCCAGCCUCUCAGCCCUGCCGAGCCCUGUGGUGACCUCAGGAGGGAAUGUGACCCUCCAGUGUGGCUCAUGGAAGGAAUAUGACAGGUUCAUCGUGACUAAGGAAGGAGAAGACAAGCCCUCCGGGGCCCUGGACGCACAGCCACAGCCCAGCGGGCAGACCCAGGCCCUAUUCCCUGUGGGCCCCGUGCCCCCCAGCCCCAGGUGGACGUUCAGAUGCUAUGGCUGCUACAGGAGCAAACCCCAGGUGUGGUCGGCCCCCAGUGACCCCCUGGAGCUCCUGGUCUCAGGUGUGUCUGGGAAGCCCUCCCUCCUGACCCCGCAGGGCCCUGUUGUGGCCUUGGGACAGAACCUGACCCUCCAGUGUCGCUCUGAUGUCGGCUACGAAAGAUACGCUUUGUUCAAGGAGGGGGAACAAGACCUCCUCCAGCGCCCUGGCCGGCAGCCCCAGGCUGGGCUCUCUCAGGCCGACUUCCCCCGGGGCCUGGUGAUUCGCUCUGAUGGGGGCCGGUACAGAUGCUACGGGGGACACAACCUCUCCUCUGAGUGGUCGGCCCCCAGUGACCCUCUGGACAUCCUGGUGGCAGGAUGGCUGCGUGACACCCCCUCCCUCUCGGUGCAGCCGGGCCCCACGGUGGCCUCAGGAGAGAAUGUGACCCUGCUGUGUCAGUCGAGUACCUGGAGGCACACCUUCCUUCUGUCCAAGGAGGGGGCAGCCCAUCCCCCGCUGCGUCUUAGAUCAAAGUUCCAAGGUGGGCAGUACCGGGCCGAGUUCUCCCUGAGUCCUGUGACCGCAGCCCACGGGGGGACCUACAGGUGCUACAGCUCACUCAGCACCUCCCCCUACCUGCUGUCACAGCCCAGUGACCCCCUGGAGCUCCUGGUCUCAGGAGGCCCUGAGAACCAGCUCCUCCCUCCCGUGGAGUCAGGCCCGCAGACGGGACUCAAAUCGUACCUGAACAUUCUGAUCGGGGUCUCGGCGGCCUUCAUCCUGCUGCUCCUCCUCCUCCUCUUCCUCCUCAUCCGUUGCCGUCACAGCAGACGCAGGAAGUCGGGGGCUCCAGACCCCGAGCCCAAGAACAGAGGCCUGCAGAGCAGCUUCAGCCCAGCUGCCGACGCCCAGGACCAGAACCUCUCAGAUGCCGCCGAGAACAACACACAGCCUGCGGAGGGCGUGCAGCUGGACCAUCAGGCUGCUGCAUCUGAAGCCCCCCAGGAUGUGACCUACGCCCAACUGAACCACUCGACCCUCAGACGGGAGACGACUGCAGCCCCUCCCUCCCAGUCGGGGGAGCCCCCCGCAGAGCCCAGCGUGUACGCCACACUCGCCAUCCACUAGCCCAGGGGACCCAGAGCCCGUGCUCUCGAAGGGAGACUGCUGGGACGCCAGAAGGCGCAGGAGCUGCCCGCGGUGGACACCACCUGAUGACCACCAGCCGACCUGGACUCCCAACACAGACCACCAGGACCCCCUGGGGCCCUUUUGGAGUCACCUGAUUUUUACCUUCAAAAAUAACUAGCACUCAUACAUUUUGGAAAUUAAGCAACAGGCUUCUCAAUUAUCAAUUAUUUAGAGAAAGACUAGUAAAUUAUUCCAAAUGGAGGUAGAAGGGGAGAAAUAAUAAUGACAAGAGUACCUACUGAUGAGGACAAAACAAAAAGUAAGGAGACAUUAACAAAGCCAAAAAAAUUCAUUCUUGAAAACACUGACCACACUUAUAAAUCCUAGGCACAAUGACCAAGGCAGAAAGAGAGAAGGCACACUUCACCAUAAUCGGGACACUACGGCGGGCCCUAGAGACUUUAAGUAGAUAAAGAACUUUAGGAGUACAAUGGUGUACAAUCUUACACCAUUGUAGUAGAAAACGUCGAUGAAAUGGACUAACGUCCUCAAAUAUACAGUUUACCAAAAUGAUGGACAUAAAGAUAAAUAGAAAAUGAACUGUUGUACAUAUUAAAUGUGUUGAAUCUGUGAUUGAUCGUUUUCCCCGCAAAGUGAACACUGAAUCUGGAAAGCUCCACUGGUCACUCUUCUGAACACGUAUGUGCUUAUGAAACACAUACGCACACGGACAUUCCACACACACAGCAAACUUAUACACGCUUCUCCAGAGAACAGGGAAGGAAAGGACCACUCGCCCCCACACAUUUCAUCGGGCCAGAGAAAAACAGACGCCGAAACCUGGCAGGAAACACCAAGACAGGGAAAACCACAAGAAGCUGUUUGUCUGUUUCCUGUUUUCCUAAACAAGGUAUUCGCAAACAAGCUUCAUCGAUAUAUAAAAUGGAUAAUAUAUCACGACCAUGCAGGUAUUUUUUUUUCAGGAAUGCAUGGUUGGUUCCGUCCUCAAAAGGCAACGAACAUAAUUCCAAUGUUAAAAGAAGAGUCUAGAAAUAAAUAAUCAUAUCAAAAAAUGGAAAGUUUUUGAUUAAAUACUUCACCAGUUUUUAAUUAAAAAACUCAGAAAUGAAACAGAAUUUCCUAUCAUUUAUGAAAGCAUCUUUGUUUAAAUUUUUUAAUUUACCAUGUAUUAGUUUCUGGCGUACAGCACAGCGCUAUAUGUAUAUGUUCUUUUUCAUAUUCUUUGUCAUUACAGGUUACUGCAAGCCACUGAAUACAGUUCCUUCUGCUAUAAGUAGGAACUCGUUGUUUAUCUAUUUUGUAUAUAGUAGUUUGUAUCAGCCAAUCCCAAAUUCCCAGUCAAAGCAUCUUUAGAGAUCUACAACAGAGAUCAAUUUUAAAAGCGAAAUGUGCACUCCUGCUGUCUGUGAUUGAAACAGAAGAGGCUGUUCACCAUUACUAUUCCAUUCAGCAGGGCCCUGGAAGAAACGAGCAACACCGAGGGAUGUAAACCGUAUUGCUCACAGAUGACAAAAGUGUGUGCAUGUAAAACAAUGUAAGGAUCUAUUAUUCUGAUUAGAAGGUGAUUUUAUCUAAUGUCACUGGGUACCUCAUCAAUAUAUAAAAAUCAGUUGCAUUUCAGACUUCCAGAUUUAGACCAGGAGGAAACAGAAGUAUGUAUCCCUGACCCUCCACUGCACAGGAAGUCUCCUGGGUGGCACGUGCACAACAAACAAGAAUGCAGGCAGAUUAUUUCCGGCCAAGAUGGCGGAGUGGUAGGACCACGAGCUCGCCUCGCCUCAUGACUACAAUGAAACCACAGCUGAAUGCUAAACAGCCUUCGAAAAAAGACUGCAACCUAGCAAAAAAGAUCUUCUGCAACUGGAAACAUAAAGAGGGAACCACAGCAAGACGGUAGGAGGGGCGUGCUCACGAUAUAAUUGGUCACCCAGGUGGGUGACCCACAAGCUGAAGAACAGUUAAGUCGCAGAGGCCCCCCCACAGGAGUGGGAGCUCUGAGCCCCACAUCAGGCUCCCCAGCCCAGGUCCCGGCACUGGGAGGAGGAGACCGCAGGACAUCUGCUUUUGAAGGCUGGGGGGCUUGGCUCCGGGGGCCCCACAGGCCUAGGGGAAAUGGAGACUCCAUUAGCUUCAGAAGCUUACACGGAAACUCAUGUGCACCAGGUCCAAGGGCAGAGGCAGUCAUUUCACAGGAACCUGGGCCAGAUCUGCCUGCUGGAUUUGGAGGGUCUCCUGGGGACGUGGGGUACGGCUGCGGCUCACCCAGGGGACACAAAAGCUGGUGGCGGGCAUUCUGGGAGUGUUCAUCUACAGGAGCUUUCCUGGAGGCUGACAUCUUGAUUGGAUCAUUAGCACCAAGACCUAGCCCUAGGGAAGCCUCAGGUCAAAUAACAUACAGGGUGGGAACACAGCCCCACCCAUCAGCAGGCUUCCUGAGCCACAAAGGCCUCUAGACACAGCCCUACACACCAGAGGUCCAGGACCGAGCUUCACCCAGAAGUGGGCAGGCACCAGCUCCUCCUGCCAGGAACCCUGCAUGAGCCUCUAGUCAGGACUCAUCCACCAGGGGCAGAUUCCAGAAAUAAUAAAACAGCAAUCCCAAAGCCUGUGGAAGGAAUCCACACACGCAUAGAAAGACAGACAAUAUGAGGAGGCAAAGGGAUAUCUCCCAGGCCAAGGCACAAGAUAAAACCCAGAAGAGGUGAGGAGAUAGGUAAUUUUCCAAGAAAGAGUUUAAAGUAAUGAUGGCCAAGAUGUUACAGAACUCAAGAGGAGUAUAGAUGCACAGAGUGAAGUCUUUAGCAGAGAGUUUGAAAAAAUAAAGAAUAUGUAAACAGGGUUGAAGUAUAAAAUCACUGAAAUGAGUAACACACCAGAUGGAACCAAGAAUGGAAUAAAUGAGGCAAGAGAACAGAUCGGUGAGCUAGAAGACAGAUUACUGGAAAUCACUACUUCAGAACAGAAAAAAGGAUAAAAAGGAAUGAGGACGGUUUAAGAGCACUCUGGGACAACAUGAAGCGCUCUAACAUUCACAUUAUAGGGGUCCCAGAAAGAGAAGAGAGGGAGAAAGGACCUGAGAAAUUUUUUGGAGAGAUAAUCACUGAAAAAGUCCCCAACUUGGGAAAGAGAACAGUCACCCAAGUCCAGGAAGCGCAGAGAGUUCCACACAGGAUCCACCCAAAGAGGAGCACACCAAGGCACACAGGCAUCAAAUUGACAAAAAUCUAGGAGAAGAUAUUAAAAUUAGCAAGAGAAAAGCAACAAAUAACAUACAAGGAAACUCCCAUAAGGUUACCAGCUGAUUUUUGAGCAGAAACUCUACAGGCCAGGAGGGAGCGGCAUGAUAUACUUAAAGUGAUGCACGGGGGAACUUACAACCAAGAACACUCUGUCCAGCAAGGCUCUCGUUCAGACUUGAUGGAGAAAUCAAAAGCUUCACAGAUAAACAAAAGCUAAAAGAACUCAGCACCACCAAACCAGCUUUACGGCAAAUGUUAAAGGACCUCUAGUCAUCAAACUGUAAGAAAAAGGAACAAAAAGAAGAAAGAGAAAAAAAAAAGAGACCUACAAAGGAUUCCUCUGGCUGUUCAGGGUCUUUUGUGGUUCUUUAUAAAUUUUGGAAUUGUUCUAGUUCUGUGAGGAAUGUCGCGAGUAUUUUGACGGGGUUUGCAUUGGAUCUGUGGAUUGCUUUGGGAAGCGUGGCCAUUUUGAUAGUGUUGAUUCCUCCAACAGCACAUAAAAUCUUUCCAUUUC
Messenger RNA from Camelus dromedarius (Arabian camel), 5548 nucleotides. RefSeq names its product leukocyte immunoglobulin-like receptor subfamily A member 6. Gene Ontology annotation, biological process: cytokine-mediated signaling pathway. Gene Ontology annotation, molecular function: inhibitory MHC class I receptor activity. The transcript has 12 exons. The record is from RefSeq and is a predicted model, not a curated record. Gene Ontology annotation, cellular component: plasma membrane. NCBI's taxonomy places the organism in Eukaryota, Metazoa, Chordata, Mammalia, Artiodactyla, Camelidae. The coding region runs from base 65 to 1771 and encodes 568 amino acids.